This is a messenger RNA of Fusarium venenatum, 360 nucleotides long. RefSeq lists its product as uncharacterized. NCBI's taxonomy places the organism in Eukaryota, Fungi, Ascomycota, Sordariomycetes, Hypocreales, Nectriaceae. The record is from RefSeq and is a predicted model, not a curated record.
AUGACCUUCGCACGCCAAUCCUUGUCGUCGUUUCGACUCCCAACUAUCACAUCCGCCCUGCGAAGCAAACCUACGUACGGCCCAUAUACCUCUCUACGUAUGGAGUCAGGAAAAGUCAAGACCCCCGUCUCGUCCGAUCUCAAGCACGACAAGAAAGUCACAGACCAUACCGAUGGCGCCAUGGCUUCGCUCAAGGGCACACCUGGAAAACAAAACGCAAACUCUUUCGAAAGCCAGAACUUGACAGAAAAGGAAAAGAAGACCAACAGUCAGAAUGCACAAGCAAACGAUAGCAAUGAGGGCAUGUCGGGCGAGAAGACGGAUAGCUUUACAAAGUCGGGAAGGUCACACAAGGUGUAG